This is a messenger RNA of Erythranthe guttata (spotted monkey flower), 1273 nucleotides long. Its product is annotated as peroxidase N1. NCBI's taxonomy places the organism in Eukaryota, Viridiplantae, Streptophyta, Magnoliopsida, Lamiales, Phrymaceae. Gene Ontology annotation, molecular function: peroxidase activity; heme binding. The record is from RefSeq and is a predicted model, not a curated record. Gene Ontology annotation, biological process: response to oxidative stress; hydrogen peroxide catabolic process.
ACACACACACACACACACACACAUAUACAUAUACAUAUACAUAUACAUCAUCAAUUAAUUUUAUUACAAUUAUGGCAUUUCAUAACAUGAAUCAACAACUUCUUGUUCCAAUGUUCUUGUUACUAGUUGCUACGUUCGCGGGCUUGUCCUCCGGGCAAGGAGCCACGAGGCUGGCUUUCUACGCGAGGACUUGUCCUCGCGUAGAGUCCAUCGUACAAUCCACCGUCCGUACGCAUUUCAACGCCGACCGUACGGUGGCACCGGGGCUAUUGAGAAUGCUCUUCCACGACUGCUUCGUUCAGGGCUGCGACGCUUCCAUCCUCAUUGAUGGGGCCGGCACCGAAAAAACCGCGGGCCCCAAUCUUCUCCUCAGAGGAUAUGAGGUCAUCGACGACGCCAAGCGCCAGCUGGAGACUGCAUGCCCCGGCGUCGUCUCGUGCGCCGACAUUCUCGCUCUUGCUGCCCGUGAUUCCGUUGUGCUGGCUGGUGGGCCGAGUUGGGCGGUGCCAACGGGGCGAAGAGACGGGCUCGUAUCGUUAGCGAGUGAAACGUCGAAUUUGCCGGGUUUUACGGAGUCCGUUGAUUCGCUGAAACGGAAGUUUCUCGAUAAAGGUCUCAACACUCAAGAUCUUGUCACCCUUUCUGGGGGGCAUACCAUUGGCACCAGCGCCUGCCAGUUCUUCCGUUACAGGCUGUACAAUUUCAAUUCCACCGGUGGGCCCGACCCCACCAUCGCUGCCGCAUUUCUUCCUACACUCCGGGCACUUUGUCCGGAUGGCGGAGAUGGGUCCCGCCGGAUAGGGCUCGACAACGGCAGCGAAAACCGGUUCGACAACACGUACUUCGCCAACUUGAGGAACGGCCGUGGAAUUCUUGAAUCGGAUCAGAAACUAUGGACCGAUAGCUCGACCAACACUUUUGUUCAGAGGUAUCUGGGGGUGAGGGGUUUGUUGGGGUUGACUUUCAGCGUCGAAUUCGGAAGGUCGAUGGUGAAGAUGAGUAAUAUUGAAGUCAAGACGGGGACUAACGGUGAAAUUCGUAGGGUUUGCUCUGCUAUUAAUUAAGUGGUGGAGAAAUUAUUGACGAAGAUCGUAAAAUGUUUUUCUCCCGCCCUUUUUUUUUCUUUUCCUGUUUAGAUUUUACGAAAUUGUUCAUGGAGUAUGUAUUUAUACUUCGUUGAUCGAGCAUUUAUACAUCGUUGAUCGAUCAAGCGAUCGUUAUGGUUAAUCUGUAAGUUUAAUGUUUAAAGCAUGAGUUUGAAAUUUGAAUCUUA